AUUUAAAUAAAAUAUCGUUAUCGCGUGACAAGGAUAAUACUAUGUCGUAUAGACGGUAAUAACAACACAACGAGUUAUCAUAAUAUUAUUAUUGUUAUACGAUAAGUACAUAUUAUAUAUUUAGUAAUCAAAAGUCAUCGUCCGAAGGCGCAUAAUAUGAGGUGGUUGAGAAUGACUGACCAUUGGUAUUUUCAACACAUUAAAAUUACGUAAAACUCUAUAGUCUUUGGCAGCAAUGAUUUGCACAUUUCGACAGUGAUUAAAUUAUUUAAGAGUUCCUGUUUACCGUUUCGAUACGUCUAUUCGCCGACCGAAGGACAUCAGAUUGACAUUUCCACAAACCGGGAAUUGAUUGUUUUCAAAGGGGAACUAAUUCGUCGCACGGGAAUGGCGUUUGAAACGAAAGAAUCAGGCGAGGGCUGCAGUGAAAACAAACGUUGAAAUAAAAAUUGUCAUCGAGAAUUUCAAUCAAAAAUGUUUCACAGAUAUUUGGUUAUUGUUGCGUUGAUUUUUCUGUAUGGCAAUCUAGACGUAAACUGUCAAAUGCACGAACCAGACGAAAUAAUGCCUGAAUUUUAUGCGCCACUGGAAAAUUGGACGGUGACCCAAGGCCGAGACAUAUACUUUACGUGCACGGUGAACAAUUUGGGAAAGUACAAGGUAGCUUGGAUAAAAUCGGAUUCUAAAGCAAUUUUAGCUAUCCACACGAACUUGAUUGCUCACAAUCACAGGCUGACGGUCACCCACAAUGGACACAAUACUUGGAAAUUGCAUGUGUUCAAUGUUCAGAAAAAUGAUACUGGAAGUUACAUGUGCCAAAUAAAUACGCAACCGAUGAUACUACAGACCGGAUACUUGGACGUGCGGAUCCCACCGUACAUAUUGGACGAGGCAGACAUCGAGGGCCCGGGUAGCGCGGCCAUGGAGGGUGGUACUAUAAGGUUGCGGUGCCGGUCCACUGGUAAACCGGAACCAAAAGUUCAUUGGAAGCGCAAGGACAACCGUCACAUUGUCAUCCGGUCAGACGGGGCUAGAGAAAAACAAGAGUCAGCCACUGUUAAGGGUGACACGCUGGAGCUUAGCAACGUGCACAGGACCGACAUGGGUAAGUACCUGUGCAUAGCAAAGAACAACGUGCCGCCGACGGUCAGCAAGGAGUUCAACGUUCAGAUACACUUUCAUCCGAUGAUCAAGGUGACCAAUCAACUAGUGGCCGCGCCGACCGGAAGCAACGUGCACAUUCAGUGUUAUGUCGAAACCUCGCCGAAAGCAAUGCACAGCUGGGCAAAAAUAGACGGAGGCGAUCUCAUGCCCAACACCAAGUAUAAAAUGUCGGAGACUCCCAUAAACGAAUAUUCAUUGCAAAUGGACCUAACCAUAACGAGUCUUGAACCCAAGGACUUUGGUGGCUAUCUGUGUAUAGCCAAAAACGCUUUGGGUAAAGCCGAAGGAUCCAUAAGACUUCAAGAACUGCAUUUGCCAAGCGCUCCAACCACUUCGGAAGCACCACCGCCGGAACCAGAAGAAGAUGGUGACGAAGAGUCUGGUGGUGCAGACGAGGAAAAUUUGGUGCCUGUGGAGGGCGAACCGACAGCCGACGGGGACAACCAAUCGUCGGAUGACCAACAACGACAACAGGAACAACAGAAGCAUCCAUUAGAAUCCACAAAAAAACCUCCACAAACUGCUCAUGGAGGCGGAAGUGGUAAUGGAGGCAGUGGAGGUGGCGGCGUCCGGCAUCAUGACAACAAACAAAGGCACGGAUCCGGAAAGGGUUCCGGUUCAGAAUGUCCGGCACGUUGGUUGCUAGUGCUGGCCGCCGUCGUCGUAGUCACGCUGUUCCGGUCACCGGUCGUAUCUCGGUGGUGACGACUCCGCUAAUGAGGAUACCACUGUUGUACGACGCUUAUCCGGUUGGUGUCCUCGACACUCAACUAUUCCUGAUCUAAGACAAUAAUCGAUUAAUUAUUUUACACAAUAUUUUUUUAUUUUUCACCCGCGAACUGUUUUAAACUUCCAAAAUAAAAACCCUUCCAUUAUAAUAUAUAUUAUUAUAUAUCUCCACACACACACACACACACUUACUUAAGGCUAGUAUACAAUGUACAUACAGACAUGCAGUCAACAAGCACCA
Molecule: messenger RNA, 2134 nt
Organism: Metopolophium dirhodum (rose-grain aphid)
Lineage: Eukaryota; Metazoa; Arthropoda; Insecta; Hemiptera; Aphididae
Product: lachesin-like
Exons: 10
Coding region: 475-1869 (464 amino acids)
Cellular component (GO): neuron projection
Source: RefSeq, a predicted model, not a curated record